Zea mays is the source of this 683-nucleotide messenger RNA. RefSeq lists its product as uncharacterized. Lineage: Eukaryota; Viridiplantae; Streptophyta; Magnoliopsida; Poales; Poaceae. The transcript has a single exon. Bases 103 to 342 code for a protein of 79 amino acids. The record is from RefSeq and is marked validated.
AUCAUAUUCAAGCCAACCAAUAAUAAUACCAGCCAAACCAAGCAGCAGCAGCUCCGGCGGCUGCUGGUCCGUCCUCGCAAGCGCCGCUCGACCGGCGAAGAGAUGGGCAGCUGCUUCUCGUCGUCGUCGAGCGGGUGGGCCGCGGGCGACGACGCGGCCGGCGGCGACGAGAGGAGGAGGGUGUGGCCCAGCGACGACGACGGCGGCGAGUGGGACGUCGACAACAAGGCCGCCAUCUACAUCGCCAAGUUCCACCGCCACCAGUCCGGCGUCGUCUGCGCCGACUGCGCCGACCAGCAGCAGCAGCACGCGCCGGCGGCCGCCACUGCUGCCGCCCAGUGACUUGGCUUGGCUAGCUCGCUGAUCGAUGCAUGGAAUCCGAGAUGGUGACGAGAGUUCAGUUCAGUAGCAGUAAUCAUGUCUUGUUCUUUUUGGGCGUGGAUGAUCCAAAUCCAAUCAAUCGGUCAUGCCCCCGCCAUCCCUCCUCCUCCUCCUCCUCUGCCUAAGGUUUUUUCUCUCUAGCUAGGACUAUCCAUCGAGCUGGUUAGCUGCUAAUGAAUAAUCAUAUCGACGGAUAUUACCUAGGCCUAGAUUGUGUAGUACAUACGUAUGUAUGUAAAUUUGUUCCAUAUAUAUACACACAUAUGUGAAGAGACUAUAUAUAUAUGCGCUUGCUUUUCGAA